Messenger RNA from Columba livia (rock pigeon), 11345 nucleotides. It is a transcript of the gene HDX, whose product is annotated as highly divergent homeobox. The record is from RefSeq and is a predicted model, not a curated record. Gene Ontology annotation, biological process: regulation of transcription by RNA polymerase II. Gene Ontology annotation, molecular function: RNA polymerase II cis-regulatory region sequence-specific DNA binding; DNA-binding transcription factor activity, RNA polymerase II-specific. The transcript has 10 exons. Bases 2577 to 4673 code for a protein of 698 amino acids. Lineage: Eukaryota; Metazoa; Chordata; Aves; Columbiformes; Columbidae.
GAAACUGGACUGCUUCAUAGGUACACAAGUUGGGGAAAAGGAGUUUAUUUCCUUUGAAGGUACUGCGAUUGUUCUAAAUAAUACUGAGUCCACUAUGAAAGUGUGUGACCUACUGAUUCACUUGAUACUAAUAGCAGUAGUAACACUUGGUAAUGUCAGCACUUUGUAAGUUCUCUCUCAUUUCUAUGUAUUUCCACUGAGCACCAGGGAUCUCCCAUAUUAGAGAAAAUGCAAGAAUAUCUGAAGUGCACUUGACUGGACUUCAAGGUAGAAGCUACUAAAGAAUCUUACAAGUGUUUUGCCUGGCAAGCAUAGUUUACAAGUGAUUAAAAGAGAAUGCAAAAAUGAGAUGUUUAUUAAACCAGACCAUGACCUCUCUUGAGCUUAGCUAGGCCAAGUCUCUCAGGCAAUGCAUAUGAGGUUAUCUGAAGAUCAAAAGAAUAUUAUCUUGUGAUUGGAGGAGUCUUUAUUGCAGUUGAUGAGCUGUUUGGAGAGCAUGCUGCUUUUUGCUGAGCCUAUGUAUAGAACUGCUGAAGCUAUUGGAUCAUGGGCAUCAUCUGGAUCUGGAAAGAUAGAAGGUUCAUAACUAUUUCUGAUGAGGUCAUUUGUGGGCACUGAUCUCAACUAAAUAACACAGGACCACUGGUACUGAAAGAACAGUAGGCACAAAAGUGUAAGCUGAGUCCUGCCGGUUGUGCAGGAGGAAAAGAACACGUGUUGAUUUUGUGAUUCUUCUAAGAACAGCAUAAAUCAACUGGUGGCUGCAUUGUCAUGCAUAUCCACAUGGGCGAUCUGAAGUCUGUUCUUAAUUUCAUAAAGUAGAUUUUUAUUAACUUUAUUGAUUUGUUAAUGGGCUAAUAAUUAUCUCUUCUGUUGCUUGCUAUAAAUUUCUUUAAACAGCAGAGUAUUCAGAGCAAGAGUCUCCUUUGCCCAGCUCUGACUUUGACUGAACACACGUUCUGGGGGAGGCACCACUUGGGCAAAGCCUGAUUUGUAAUGCAGCUGGUAGUGCUGCGUUUACAAAUGCACUGGAGUGAGAGGGUAAAUAAGAACUAGGAACAGAGUUUAAAAUGCGGAUGAAAAGUCAUCUUCUGUUUUAAGUAUUAUUGAAAACUGUAAUUUUUACAACUGGGUAGUUAGUGAUUUUUUCUACCGCCUAUUGACAUAUGGAGGAAAGUAAACUCCGAAGUGAGAGCUCUGACCUACAAGCAUUGUACUCCAAAUUCUGGAUAUUCGUCUUCACUCUACAUCAGUGAGUUUUCUGAUCACAGUGGGAUGAAGAGGAGAGAGUUUGGUGACAUGAGUAGGUGGUGAGUGAGUGGAUUUGGGCAGGGAGUCUGAAAUUGGAUGUUGUCCUGUUGUAUAUGGUGCUUUUCCUUCAUAGAGGCCUGUUGAAGUCUAAUAUCUGUUACCGUUAUGUAGGAUAAUGAUCUUGAUUAUAAUAAUGUGAAAGGAGUUGGGUGUCUGCUCAUGCUUUUGAGCUCUUAAUUUUAUUUGCUCUGAACUCAAAGCAGUUCUUGUGCAAAGGUUAAAUAUAUUGCUGCUCUUCUUUCCAUCAGAAAUUUCCAAACACAAUAACUAAAAGCUUUGUAGCUACAAAGGGUUCCCCUGUUCCUUUUAUUUUCCUGCAAGGUGAUGGUGUGGUUUCUCAUUCUUUAGCUUGUUCUGCGUUAUUUUGAUACAUGUGCUGAAAGUGAUAAAAAUCGCUUGUGGCUGGUCACCUUUUUCUUCUUUCCAAGACACAAAGUUUGAUGUAGGUUUUUUCUGGCCAGCACUUGGCUUGUCUCAGCUGGCAGCCUCCUGUUUGGGACAAAAUAAGGCCCUGUUCUUGGAAUCCUGUGGUGCUGGGGCUCUUUUCUUACAUAUAACCAGAGGAUUAUAUUUGCCUGCAUAGACCAAAUAACAAGAGCGUAAAACUUCAGUUUGUGAUUAGGGAGUCUGUUCUGUGCUUGGUAACAGUCAGCUGUUUGCCUGUUCCAAGCCAGCCUGAUUUAGAGCCUCAGGAUACAGUUUCACAGUAGCUUGAACCUUUCUAGACACAGGCUGGGAUUUGGGUGGUCCCUCCAUGUUAAUAUUAGUGCACUAACAUCACAGUGGGCUGGAUGACCAGAAUGGCCUCAAACCCUUCUCUCUUUUUGUUUGUUUGCCUUCAGUCCUGGUCAUUGAUCUUUGACUUUGCAGCUGGGAAGCGCUGGUGCUGACACAGCGGAGGAGUAGCAUGACCGGCCAUAAGGGAGUGCAGGAUUUGCUGAACUCAGAGACUGUGGAAACUUUACUCGUGCCAAACAGUCACCUUUGCUUUAUCUCAAAUUUUGUCUCUUUUCUUGGCAGGGGAGGGGAAACAAACCUGCCCAUACUGUUCGAGCCGCUGGUGUUAUUCUGUUUUGCCUAAUGCCUUUUUUUUUUUUUAAGGGAGAAACUUUGUCUGAAACUAGAGGCUCUUGGACUUAGCAACGCAAUGUGAUAUUUAUUUAUGAAAGGCUGUCAGUGUUGUUCCAAACAUGUAGUUCACCUGUUCAACUUGAGUCCCUCACAAAGGAAUCACUAUUGCUGACUGUAACAGGGUUUUUUGGAAAAUGAAUCUGCGUUCUGUAUUUACUGUAGAACAACAAAGGAUAUUACAGCGUUAUUAUGAAAAUGGAAUGACAAAUCAAAGUAAAAAUUGCUUUCAGCUCAUAUUACAGUGUGCACAAGAAACUAAACUGGACUUCAGUGUAGUCAGGACGUGGGUUGGCAAUAAGCGGAGGAAGAUGAGCAGCAAGAGUGCUGUAGAAUCUGGCGGCACUCCCCCAGGGACUGUCCCUACUACUCCCUCAGUACCUCCAGAAGCAGCUGUUAGAAAUGUGGUAAAUAUUGCUCGAUCCCAAAGCCAGCAGUCUUCUUGGACCUCUUCUAAUAACGAUGUGAUAGUUACUGGUAUAUACAGUCCUGCUAGUUCAUCCAGUAGGCAAGGAUCCACCAAACAGACAAACGUUUCUAUGGCAGAAAUCCAUAAAACCUCUAUUCCACGGCUACCAGGAAAAAGUGAUACAGAGUUUCAGCAGCAGCAUCACAUCCCUAUAGGACGACAAGUACCACAUUGUAAAAAUGCUUCCCUAUUAGUAGGGGAAAAGACUAUUAUUUUAUCUAGGCAGACAAGUGUACUGAAUUCUGCGAACUCCAUAUAUAGUCACACUAAAAAAAGUUACGGCGGUUCCUCAGUCCAGACCGCAGAAUUGGUGUUACCUCAGAAACCCAUGAUCUGCCACAGACCCUGUAAAGCUGAACCUGUGGGAUGUCAACGGUUACAAAAAACGGAACACGCACCUCUUGUGUCACAUGUCCCCCCUGGCCAAAGGGCUAAUUCCAGGGACCCUGCUUGUAGCACACAAAACCUGGAAAUCCGUGAAGUGUUUUCUCUGGCGGUUACAGAUCAACCUCAGCGAAUCGUGGGAGGGAGCGCGAUGCAGAAGCGUUGCUCGGUGGAGGGCAGCUGUCUGUCCAUCGCGAUGGAAACUGGAGACGUGGAUGAUGAGUACGCUAGAGAAGAAGAGCUAGCGUCCAUGGGAGCACAAAUACAAAGCUAUUCAAGAUACUGUGAAAGCAGCAGUUCUGUUCGAGUAGAGAACCAAAGUGCGGCCUUGUCUGGGCCAGGAAGAAACAUGAGCUGUAGUUCACAGAUGGUGAACACCAGGGACGUGCCUGACAGUAUUCUGUAUCAUAACAGAGACUACCACUUACCUGCACGGACCUCCUUACAUACAACAUCCAGUACGUUAUAUAACAGUGGUAACCCAUCAAGAAGUACCUUUUCUCCUCAUUUUACAUCUUCAAGUCAACUGAGGCUGUCACAAAACCAAAAUAAUUACCAGAUUUCAGGAAACCUUACUGUGCCUUGGAUUACAGGUUGUUCCAGAAAAAGAGCAUUACAGGACCGCACACAGUUUAGUGACCGAGACUUAGCUACCCUAAAGAAAUACUGGGACAAUGGCAUGACCAGCCUGGGCUCAGUCUGCAGAGAGAAAAUUGAAGCUGUGGCUGCAGAAUUAAAUGUUGACUGUGAAAUAGUGCGGACUUGGAUUGGGAAUCGAAGACGGAAAUAUCGUUUAAUGGGGAUUGAGGUCCCACCCCCUAGAGGAGGUCCUGCUGAUUUCUCUGAUCAAUCUGAAUUUGUUUCUAAAUCAGCACUUAAUCCAGGAGAGGAAACUGCUACUGAAGUGGGGGAUGAUAAUGAUAGGAAUGAUGAAGUAUCAAUCUGCUUAUCUGAAGGAAGCUCACAAGAAGAGACAAACGAAUCUCUUCAAAAUGAAGAAAUUGGUCACAAAGAUGAUGACCAGAAUCCAGUAUCUACUGAUAAUGUGAAAAUAGAAAUUAUAGAUGAUGAAGAAAGUGAUAUGAUAAGUAAUUCUGAAGUGGAUCAAAUGAGUUCUCUUUUGGAUUAUAAGAAUGAAGAAGUCCGAUUCAUUGAGAAUGAGUUGGAGAACCACAAACAGAAGUAUUUUGAACUACAGACGUUCACUCGGAGUUUGAUACUUGCUAUUAAAUCAGAUGAUAAAGAGCAGCAGCAGGCACUGCUCUCAGACUUACCUCCUGAACUAGAAGAAAUGGAUUUCAAUCACGCGUCCCCAGAGCCUGAUGAUACCUCAUUCAGCUUGUCGUCUUUAUCAGAGAAAAAUGCCUCAGACAGUUUGUGAUUUAUUUUUUUUUUAAUUGACAAAGAGGAAACCCCACGUAACGUGUAGGUUUCGAGAGAAUGACGUUUCGCUAUCCGGUGUUCUUCAGUCCAAACAAGCAAGCCCAAGGUGGAGCAGCCCUUGCUGAAGGGUGGCUGUAGUUAGUGCGCCGCGGCUGCACUCUGCAGUGUCAUGAGAUUCCGAAUGUUGUUCUGGGUAAAUGAAAGAACUGUGUGAGUUGGGCCUUGAUUAGGAUAACUUCUGACUUUCCAGAAUAACUUGCUCUGUGGCAAAGUCUUUUUGAGCAGGGAUCCAAGAAUGGGAAAAAUGUGUCCCAUGAAACAGACAGGUCAUUCUCUUUCAGAGUCGUUUGCUCACCAGUCCUGUUUAUUAUUUUUUUUUACUCAGGUAGGUGGACUAAAAAUUUGGGAUCCAAAUAGAAUAAUGGGCUUUUUAUGAGUUGUGCUUGAACCCUUUUGAAAAUCUGAAAUUAAACUCAACUCUCUUUCAUUAUGUGACUACAGAUUGUUGAAUCUUCCAUUUUCCGACUAAAAUAGCUGAAAAAACUUUGAAAGGUUAACUGAAAAAUUUGAGUUAUCAUCAAUAAAUUAUUAAUGUACAGAAACAGUUAUAAGUGUUAUAACAAAUUAGAUGCAUAUGGGAAACCUGAUAGCUGCAGAAUGCAACUUUCUGGUGUUCUCACAGUAUCAAUGGCAUUAGAUGUUUACACUACUAUUUUAGGGGUUUAUGAAUGUAGUUACAGUUUUUAUUUGUCAAAUCUAAAUGCUAAAGUUCUGUUCAUGGUUUUCAGUAUUGGUUAUAUGUUUCUUCACAAACUUUGCUCCAUUUUAUCAAGACACUGUCAUAAAGCCAGAGCUGUUGUUGUGUUCUGAAAGGUAUUGGAGUGUUUGGAAUUGAGCUUUGAGAUCUCCAUGUGACCUGUUUCUGAAGAAGCUCCGUCUGAUGAAGUUUUUGGCAUCUGCCAGGUUACAGGAGCCAUUUCCACACUGAGCUCAAUUGCAGGCAGGGGAUGAAAUGAAUUUCUUCUUUCCCAGCUGUCAUUGGCAUUGACCCCUUUUACUCAUCUGAUUAAAUGGAUGUGCAGACGCAGAUCAGUUGAGUAGGGCAUGUAGGUGCAUGCCCAUAUUAUUGAUGCUUUAUAACUUCUAAUCCGAGUAUUCCUCUGCAAGCAUUUUUGAAGCAGAUACCUUCACAGUCUGGUGAAAAGCCUGAACUUUCGAUUUUAUGCCAAAUAAUUAUUUACUCUGGUGAAUACUUACUCAUGUAGUACAGUAAGUAAUCCACGUGAUUUCAGUGGGAAGCCCAAGGUGUAGCUCAGAACAUCCAGAAUGUUUCUUUAAUACUGGGAUUAACUCACAAUUUUAGGUUUUUCUCAGUCUGGUCUGUUCAUCCCUAAUCACUUGUCCACCUUUUAUUUUAGAAUCAGUAGUGAGCUCUGUUUCAGGGUUUUUUCCGUCUCUGUGUUGUCCUUGGGCAUGGGGAACUUUAAAUAACAUGGUUACCUGCCAACUGCAUAACGGAGAGCAGCAGUUUUUAAAAAAGAAAACAAAACCGUUUCACAGUUCUGGCUGCUCUACAAUUCCGUUAAUUCCCAAAAGACCUCUUACCAUCUCUUCCACAGAGCAACCCCACAAAAGCAAACUGUUGGGCCUGUAUUUGAGCUUAGGCGUUAAAACUCGGAGUAGAAUCCCAAGAGAGAGGGCAGACGCUGUGUGUAAGCAGGAGGUAAGUGGCAGGUUACUCAUCCUUUCACUGCCAGGUUUGUGAGCAAAGAUCACAGUACUAUCCCUCAAAUGUGAGAUAGGGCUCAACUGUAAUUCUGCUCCCCCUGAAAACAUCAUUUACAAAGGCUUUUCUCUACUGGGUUAACAAUGCUUUCUGUUUCGCUCUCUCUAGAUAGGAAAUUUGUGCCACUGACAAUGAAACCUCUUGUUUCCUCGAAGCUUUUCUGAAAUUAAAAAAAUAUAGUACUGUGAUUUGCCACUGUUUGGACCCUGUUUGCCACUCUUUGGGUCCUAUUUUCCUGCUGCUUUCACUUAAAUUCCCAUGACAGAAGGCAGGAUACUCUUCAUGAGAGUUCUUGAUUUUUAUGGUCAACUGAGUUAUCUACCCUUAUACAGAAAAACUUUCAUUGAUGAUUCAUAUUUUGCUAUGUCUUGCUUCUGUUUUAUAUGCCGAACAAAUUGAAGGCAUUAGUUUUGAAUGAACUACUACCAAGUUGAAGCAAUUCUGGAGAUCCCUUUUCUCAAGGAGGCUGGGUCCCUCUUUAGGAUGUGCAGCUGAAGCUCCAGCUGUAGCCAGCACCCUCCUCAUCCCCGGGGACAUGGUGUCCUUUGGUCCUUUUCUCUUGUAGGUGACAAGACAGAACAGCAAAGUGGUCGUGCUUUCAUACCCUGAAACACUUGACAAUAUUACAGGAUAUUCAGGAAGAGUAUAAAUUACAUAACGAAGGCCUGUAUAGAAUAAUUCUGUAUAACUGGUCCGUGUUUUAUUUGUUAGUAUAUAUUAGUAUAUAUUUCCUGCCAUGUGUAAAACAAAAAGCUUAAUGCUAUAUUACCAUUGCUGGUUAUUGAAAUCGUUGCAGCAGCAGUGGCUGAAAAGCCACACACUUGCUCGUGAGGUCAUGUAACACAACACUUAACCAUCCUUGAGAGGCAGGAAAAUACAUAUCCAAGUGUCGCACUUCAGACUAGCACAUCCUUUGUCACUUAGGGCUUGGUUGUUUCUGUCCCUGCCAGGGCAGCAUAAUGUGCUCAUCAGCUUUGCAGGUGACAUCCCAGUCCCGCUCACUUGGGUCCCAUCAGCUGGACCUUGGAACAAUAGGAGAGAACUUGGCACGUUCAGAACAAUAGGGGAGAACUUGGCAGAUUCCUUUCCAGCUUCAUCCUGGUAAUUUGCGAGCACUGUACUGCCGGGCAUCGCGUUCUGACCCGCAGGCACCAGGAUGCUCAUUUCCAGAUGAAAUUCUGAGAGUUCUUCAGAUGAAGGAACCUGCUGGGGGUGGCUCUCUGGGCCCGGGGCAUUAGGAUUUGAUUUAUGGUCACUUCCUCUGUUUGUAGGAUACUAACGAAAGCCCACAUUAAGUGCUAAUUCAUCAUUUGCAUAGAUUUUCCAUGACAGAGCUAAAUUGUGUUAUGAUGACAGAAACAAGCUAUUUCGGUCGUUUGGCUCUGUAGUUCAAAUAACCGCUUCAGCGGAAGUGCCACAUAUUGAUAUUUUUAUCAUUUUUCUGCGAUGGCCCUCACUUGCUCUGUCCGUGGAAGAUGGUUUCCCUGGUGUUGUUUAUUCCUAAUGCAUCUGUCAGAACGUGGAUGAUGACUUGUGUCUUUCUGAGGAAACCAGAGUGGGAAAAGGUAGUUUGGAGGAGACACUUUAAACGCAAGACAGGGCGCUGGCUCUCCUGGGGGAGCAAUGAAAGGCUUUGAUGGCAGCGAGCUCUCCCAUGGCUACGAAAGCCUUUUCCUGGAGCUGUGACACUUUUUGUUUCCCUGCAGAUGAUGCUUCUGUCAAGUCUAAUAGGAGUGAGUAAUGGUAAAUAUUCUAAUAGGUGCAUUUUUGGCAGAUUUAGAAGUACACGAACAGAGGUACCAUACAACUGUCAGUUUUCUUGAGCGCUUGGUUUGUGAAGCAGCAUUGCACUUUAAUCUUUCCAAGUAUUUCUUUUUCGCUAAGGCAAUAACAAGUCUGAACACAACAAGCAGAUCCUGGGUUUUGCAGUCCUGUGGGUGCAAAAAGGAAUGUACUGGGUGUAUCUUUGUCUUCGGUUGGGAAGCAGCUUAUUGAGUCCGUAUCUGCUGCUGUGGGUGUACAGCUGAAACGACAGGAGAAACCAACAGUAUCAUGAAAACCUUUCUUGUGGAAACGGAAGUGACUGGUUCCAAUCGGUCAGCUGUCCGAUUUGGGAUCUCUGCUGCGCUCCCGUAGGCAUGACGGUUCCAAGCAGCCCGUGAGCAGCACUGACCUGUCCUGGGGUACAGACUGUUGGGCUCAGGAUACAGACAGAAUAAGGAAAGACAAUAAUAGGCGUAAAUGGAAUAGCACAGAAUAACUGAAACACAAAGAAUUUGUAGCUUGUAAUGUUACAAGCAAAUGCUUGAUUUCCUACCUCCAGUCCCACUGCCCAGCUCCUUCAUGUUGGCCAAAUGGGAAAUAAGCAGCAGUACUACAAAAUAGGGGUUUUUCCGUGGCAGAAUAGGGUUUUCUUCUGACUACAGAGUAUUUAUUUGUCUCGGAAAGGCAGCAGCUGACGUUUUUGGUCAAAAGACGACAGACACAAACGGGGCAGAACCUUGGGCUUGUGGUGGUUGUUGUUUUUAAACGAAUGAACAAUCCUCUUCUGUAACAGAGAUGCUUCAGAAUGUUCCUGUACGGAAAAUGGUUUCAGGUCAGCGCUUUGGUUCUGGUGACCAUUUUACUGUAUUACUGAACUAAGGAAAGAAUUAUUUUAAAUUCUGUGUUACAUUUUACACACACUACCUCUGAAACAUGACACCACCUUUAAAACUACACGGAAAAUGUGAACUUAAAACAUUUUUUUAAUGUUUUCUAGGCAAUAAAUUAUUUGCAACACACAUCCUUUAAUUUUGUGCUUGUUUUUUAGCUGAGUGUGAGACAUUCACUUGGAUUUUUGUUUUAGUACCAUACAUAUUUGUCUUAAACACUGUCUAUGGACAAGGACAUAAUAAAGAUGUGAUAUUGGGGAGAAAAGCUUAGUAAUGGUAGUAAAUAUUUCUGUUAAAGCUGAAGGAUGCUGGAGUAAAUGGUCAGCUGUGCGAUUUUUGGUACAGGUACUGUGAGGAAGGGUUGUUAUCCUUUCUUCUGGUACUAAAUGAUUGUUGGAACAUAAUACAUCGUAAACUAAUUUAUCAGAGAGUCAGAUAAUGAGUCUCAUCAAUGUAAUGAGAAGAAAUAGUAUUUAUCAUUUCCUGAGCUAUUGCAGUUCAGAAAUAGGUCCUUAUAGUUUUAUUUCAGCUUUUUUUUUUUGCAUAGCAAUAUGUAGAAAGACCUCGUAGGAGCAGUUGUGAUUUAAAUGAAAAGGAAUCGGCAGCAAGGUAAGGUUUCAUGGAAAUGCAGACCGGGCUUUGGAGGGAAGGUUCGUCUGAGCAGGGUCCCUGUAAUUUCCCCCUCACUUCUCGCUCUGAAAUGCGCAGGAAGGGACGGGGACACGGGGGCGUCUCCCUUGAGUAGCAGAAAUGAAGAUCCUGGGGUUUUAGUCAAGAAAAUGACAAUAAAAAAUGUCAGCGCCUUGGGAGACAAGAGCUGCUGCUUUGGCUUCAAAUGGUGUGAAAUACGGUUCAAAGAUCUGGCAAAUCUGCUGGAUUGCAUUGGGGAAAAAUUGUGUUCUCCAAGGGAAAUUAGCCUUUUUAUGAUUAUUUCUAGAAUUACUGAGCGUAUAUGACUACGUGAAUGCAUAUUUAUAAUGUGCACAGAUACACUGAACUUGAUCAUCAGAUUAGCAUCUAAAAGGUAUUUUCACUUAAAAUAUUAAUGUAAUUCUUCUAAAAUAUAUUUUAUUGGCUCUCAGUUUUAUGUCUUACUAUAUAUUGAUUAUAUAGUUUUCAAAUUUAGUCAAAUGCAUUCAUACAAAUACUGUUUUUAGUUUAACUCCUUGCAAAACUAGUAACUUUUAGGCUUGGAAAUUUAAUAAAAUGCCCAUAAUGAGGGGAUUUCUAACUGACCUUGGCAAAUAUACUGCUGUAUUUAUGAAGAGAAAUGAAUCUUCUGCUAUGAUAAUUUCUGCUUUAGUUUCACUAAAAUUAUCAGUUUGGGGUUUUUUAAAAAAAAAAAAAAGAAGAAGUUGUGGAAGUUUAAAUGUUAUUGUAUCACUUGGAUGUUUUCCUUAGCCUGCAAAACGUAAUUCAUUAGCUUAAAACCUGUAUCAUUUCUGGACCAAUUCAUUAAGCUCUUUAACCUGAGUGUAUUACUGAGUUUCUCUGUGAAAAUCAGGAUUUAAAUUACAUUUCUAUUAUUUGUGUCAGUAUGUGUAGCAAAGAAACUGCUAUAAAUCUUAACCUGAAGUACCUCCACUAUGGUCCAGGAUUAUGAUCUUGGCUUAUUUGAAAGAUGAAUGCCUAGUGAAAUAUUCCAUAUGUUUGUAUUGAUUCUUUUUUCUGUAUAUAUAAGGAUAUUUAUAACCUUGUAUUAACAGAGUCACCAUGAGAAAUGCUUAUUUCCUUCUUUAGAAGCCUGCUCAGCUAUUUUUCUAUAAAAUGUUGGUCUUCGCCUUAAUUUUUUUUGGUGAAAAGUCGUGCCAUAGAUAUUUUAACUUAUCUGCAGAUAGUUUACAGAAUUUGCGUUGACUUGGCUUUAGUUAAUUAAUUUUUCCUCAAAUUGUUCAAAAUCGUUUUCUCUUCCAAAUGCGUCUCAAGGUUGGUUUGCUUUCCUAAUUUUUUUUUGUUCAGUUUUGGAAGAUACCUUCGUAUGCAUGCUUUGCUAGAUCAGGUUUUUCCUCUGUAGUCUAUUGUUUCUAGUUUAGAAAAACCUUUAACUGAAGGAAAAAAAUGAAGUAAUGCUUGUACAAAUGUAUCUAGAAUGGCCCAAACGGUCAGAGUAAAGGGCUAUUUAGCGUUGGUAAAUUUGUCUACUAGACUCAAGGAUAUUUUUCUACGUCUGUCAAGUUUGGGACUAUGGAGAAAUGAAAUAAAGGUUAACUAACUCCUUUUCCUAUACAAA